Moneuplotes crassus is the source of this 1318-nucleotide messenger RNA. Lineage: Eukaryota; Ciliophora; Spirotrichea; Euplotida; Euplotidae. The record is from the annotation of a GenBank genome assembly.
GAAAAUGGCACUUUUAGAGACAGAUAGAGAGAAUGAGAGAGUUGAGGAUGGAGUACUACCUAGAUCAGACUUGGAUGAGGACUACAUUCAAGAAUUAUCCAGUCAGAGGAUUUUAUACAAGAAGUGAGAGAAAAUUCCAAAAGCUAAUUUUCAUCGUCCUCCUUCCCUCACCAACACGCAUUCUCCUUUUAAAGUAAUGAAUCAAGAAAAGCCAAACUCCAAAGAAAAUUGAAACUUAGCAUUAAUGCCUGAUACUCCUGAGGAGAUGCUUUCGCACUCUAAAUUAGAAAUGGAGGAAAAUACUAUAGAGAGGCAUCAAGAAAUCUCCAACCUGUUCAGAAAUAGGAUUAAAUGUAAUGAGAGACGUAGCAGAGCUCAGAAAAUACAAGUUAUAAGGACCGUUGAGACUCCUAAAGAGUUAACAAGUAAUGGAGACACUAAAACAAGAUUCUCUCCUGAUAAGUCGCAUCUGUACUGAAACAAAUUAUCUUCUAUCAGAAAAUCAACCAACAAAUAUUCAAUGGUCAGCCUUAGAAACUCUAAAAACUCAAACAGAAAAUCAAGGAAUAAAAAUAAAGAUUACUCAGUAAAUGCAUCAUUCUUCUCCAAACUUUUGGAUUCUUCAAAAGAGCGCCAACCAAGCCAAAAUGCGUUUGAAAUAAGAGACAAGCAAUAUGUUGGAAAGAUCAUUAAUAGGUACUUUAAACAAGUAAAAGGUUGAACCUUCAAACCGGACACUAGCUUAUCCAAAAACUACAAAUAUCAGCCAAAAACAGCCAGGAAUAUUUUUAAAAAGGAGGUAAAGACCAAGAAAAAGCUUAAGAAAAGGUCAACUAGAAAAUAUCUUAAUAAGUUCCCUGCUGGUGGUAGCCAAAUUUCUACUCAAAAAUCAAACUCAGAAUUUGAUCGAAUUCAAGGCAAUACGAAUAAUUGUGAUAAAAGAACUGUAAAUGCCACCGAAGGAAUUCAAGUGGAUGUUUCAUUCAACAAUACUACUGAGAGUGAUCAUGGGAGGGGAAAGAACAAUGCUAAACUCAUCAGUGGUGAGGAUUCCUGGAAGGAAUCCUCACCACGGAUGGAUAAGAUAGUUAACAUCCCUUCGGUGAACUCUUCGUUCUCAGUUCUUUGUAAUAAAAUUACCGACUAUGAUUUCAGAACUCUCGAAGCUAUGGAUAAUGUAAUGAAAUCUCCAGAGAAAAGCUUCAAUGUGUUUGAUCCUGAUGUAGAUAUACCUAGUCAGUCCUCUCCAUCUUCAGCAGAGGAUGGCAUAUCCUCUACUCCGAAGGAAAGUAUCAAAUGAUGCUGGAAGGAAAGCUAA